Stegodyphus dumicola is the source of this 1590-nucleotide messenger RNA. Its product is annotated as pre-mRNA-processing factor 17. Gene Ontology annotation, molecular function: mRNA binding; protein binding. The record is from RefSeq and is a predicted model, not a curated record. Gene Ontology annotation, biological process: mRNA splicing, via spliceosome. Gene Ontology annotation, cellular component: catalytic step 2 spliceosome. NCBI's taxonomy places the organism in Eukaryota, Metazoa, Arthropoda, Arachnida, Araneae, Eresidae.
UGUGAUGUUAAAUUUUAUCAGGAAUCAUUUGAAGCAGUCAAAUGCAUUGACCCAUCCAGCCGUGUCAUAACUUUUAAUCCAAAAUAUGAAGAACUUUAUGCACCUGUUGCUGGUCCAAUAAAUCCUUUCAAAACGCAGCAGCAAUUGGCUGUUAAAAAUUCUCUUGCAGGAUAUGUGGAACCAGCACACAUUAAUGAUUUUCAUUUUGAAUUGCAAAGGAGGACUUUUACAAGUUUCGGAUAUGCUGUUGACCCUACUUUAAAUGAUCCUGAGGGAGGUGGUAGUAAACUUAUCACUGUUGGAAAUUCAGAAGAAAGUGGCUUAUCAGCAGAUGAUAAAGUCACAGUAUUUGAUAAAACUAAACAGAGGGAAGGUGACAAAAGAAAACGUAAAAAAAAUAAUGAUACUACUGACAUAGAUGGUUUCCUUGGGCCUUGGGGAGGUUUUGAGGAUGAGAAAAGAGUUCUGAAACCAUCUGAAGAGGAACAAGCUGAACUCGAUGAUAUUUUAUCAAAGCGACAAAAGCGAGGAAAAGUUACCGAAGACAAAACAAUGGAAGAAAAAUCCAUACUUCACAUCAAAGAUGCUUAUGAUUACCAAGGGCGAUCCUUCCUUCAUAUACCCCAGGAUGUUGGAGUUAAUCUUAAAUCUGAUGAUCCUCCAGAAAAAUGUUUUAUUCCAAAGAAAUUACUUCAUACUUGGACUGGCCAUUCAAAAGGAAUAUCAACUAUCAAAUGGUUUCCAAAAUCUGCACAUUUAUUACUGUCAUGUAGUAUGGAUUGCAGAGUCAAAUUGUGGGAAGUUUAUAAUGAAAGACGAUGUGUAAGAACAUACAUUGGACAUAAACAAGCCGUCAGAGAUGUAUGUUUCAAUAAUGCUGGAACACAGUUUUUAUCUGCUGGCUAUGACAGAUAUGUAAAAUUGUGGGAUACAGAAACAGGUAAAUGCAUUGGUCAGUUCUCAAAUAAAAAGAUUGCUUAUUGUGUAAAGUUUAAUCCAGAUGAAGAUAAGCAGCAUCUUUUUGUAGCUGGUACUUCAGAUAAGAAAAUUGUUUGUUGGGACAUAAACUCCAAUGAAAUUGUUCAAGAAUAUGAUCGCCAUCUUGGAGCUGUUAAUACCAUCACCUUUGUAGAUGAAAAUCGCCGUUUUGUGUCAACAUCAGAUGAUAAAAGUUUACGAGUGUGGGAAUGGGAUAUUCCUGUUGAUAUGAAGUACAUAGCUGAUCCUACUAUGCAUUCAAUGCCAGCUGUAACUCUUUCUCCAAAUGGCAAAUGGUUAGCUUGCCAGUCUAUGGAUAAUAAGAUUAUGGUAUUUUCUGCCUUAAACAGAUUUAAGCUAAACAGGAAAAAAACAUUCACCGGACAUAUGGUUGCUGGAUAUGCAUGUGGAUUGGAUUUUUCACCAGACAUGAGCUACAUCAUCUCAGGAGAUGCAGAUGGUAAAGUCUAUAUUUGGGAUUGGAAAACAACAAAACUUUUUAGCAAGUUUAAAGCACAUGAUAAUGUGUGUUCUAGUGUAAUUUGGCAUCCUCAUGAGACUUCAAAGGUUGUAUCUGCAGGAUGGGAUGGCACAAUGAAGCUAUGGGAUUAA